CUGGAUUGCCUUCUUUCACGCUAUAAUAACAGAUGUCUAAGAACAAUGAUGAUAACGUUGUUUAUGGUAGCCUUUGCCUCAAUAUUUAUCUCAGAGCAUGUUGCCUCAGAGCGUUAUCGUCAUGGACACCAACGGACGACGUCUGCUACACCGAUUUGGGUUGUGUUGUGUGCUAGAAAUAGUUGUGUAGGCUGUAGCGCAUAUGAACAACGUACAAAAUACAGCCUCAACUUUUCACUAUUUUGUUCGAAUGCCACUAUGUAUAGCUAGAUACAGUGGAUGCUAUGGCAUCGACGGCACGAGUGCCGUACUUGGUCGAUACAAACGCUCAUUCAGAAGGAAGUGGGACUGUGCCUUUAACGCUGAAGACUGUCAAGUGCAGCAAUACGUAGUACACGUUGCUGGAAACUCUAGUUGAAUUCAUCUGCCUGGCAACUCAACGGAUGCUGGUACCCAAGCGCUCAAAUCGGAGCAAUAAUGACAUAUACUGAAAAGAUCGUGGAGCGCCUGACAGCUCGUGGUCUGGACCUCGACCGUCACUGUCAGUACGAACCCGACAACGACGACUGCUGGCUCUGUCGUGGCUUGCUCCGAUGGAACAAGGUCCUGCAUCCGGCGAGCCUCGAACUAAGAGAAGUUACACCCGGCAGACUCGCCUUCCUUACGCUGCCGACGAACAGACGUCCGUACGGCGACAUCGAGGAGCUGUACGAUGCCGCGUACGUCCUCUCUUGGCUUCCAAGGGUGCACCGAUGCGUACAGUCUGUCUCCCUCGAAGGGACGCGAACCGUUCUGCUGAGCAGGCCGGCGUCGACGGUCGCCCUGACUUUGGGCCGGAGUUGCAACCUCCGGCGUCUGGUGCUUCGGGGCGCCUUCGACACGCCCGUUAGCGACGGCGAGCUCGGCGAAGGAUUGGCGGCCCUCGCCGUACUCGAAAAGUUCGAAUUCACGCAACUGCCCGUUAGUGCGACCCUUUCCCGGCACAUGGCGGAGCUGAUAAACCGCAACGCGGGCCAUCUUGCCUCGAUCGUCUUCGAGAGUAAUGACAUGUCACAGAACACCACCAACAGGCUGCUCCGAGCCAUGCGCCGUUGCCGUGUUCUCAGCGAGCUGUCCAUCGUCAAGAACAUUCUCGGUAACGACUGUCUGGCGUCUGUGGCGAUACUUGUGCGGUACGCCAAGCUGCUGCGCAAGUUGGAUCUGAGCGACAGCCUUCAAAGUGGGGCGAAUCUCGGCGGCAUUUCAAAAGCUCUGGAAGUCAGUACGUCGCUUGAAGAACUGCACUUUUUCCAGUGCGAACUGGACGCUACUCAGAAUGAAGCGGACAUUCGCCGCGUGUUUGAAGCCUUGGCUGUGAACAGAAGCCUGAGGCAUCUGGACCUGUGUGGUUGCAAUGUCGACGGCAACAAUGCAGCGUCACUUGCAAAGGCACUGCGGGUGAGCACGGGACUGCGAAGGUUGGAGAUGAUGUACUCGCAACUUGAUGACGGCUGCGCCGUACAACUUGCAGCAGCACUGGAGACCAACUCAACCCUCGAAGUGCUGAACCUGAAGGAAAACUUCUUCACUGUGCGUGCGGUCGCAGCGUUCUGCACAGCACUGCUUAAAAACACAACUUUGAAGUGUGUCCUUUUCAGUCAUGUUCAAGGUUCUGAAGAGGAAAGAGCAAGGCUUUCAUUCCAAAUGGCUGCAGGUAGAGGCUACACAUGCAUACAGAUGUCCUGGGCACUACCCGACAUUCCAAUGCUUUCAGCAGCCAUGGCAAUGGCCUCGGAAUCACCGACAGAGCUCCAGCUUUGCAGCACUCAGUACAUUACAGGGAAUGCGAUUCGCACUCUUCUUGAGAGCCUCGCCACCAAUUCACGUGUCAAGGCCAUCACAGUUGUGGCAGUAACACACUGUGUGGAAACAGUUGAUGCGUUGUGCCAUGCGCUUGCCUCAAACCGAACCAUAGAGCGUCUCGAAAUUGCUGUGGGCAUAGACACCACAGACGAUGGACUGCUUGCCCGGGUGGCCAAAGCUCUCCUAGUGAAUCGGACCGUGUCGGAGGUCCAGAUGAGAAGCACCAGACUGUCCUUGAAAUCUGCCAAGACUAUUGCUUUCCUUUUAUCAAAGAACACCAGCAUAACUAAGUUGUCACUGAACACACUAUGGGCGCUCAAAAUUAAGUGGGUUGGCAUCAUAUCUCGGGCACUGGCCAAAAACACAACUGUCAUGAAAUUUUCGCUUUCCCCUAACCUCGAUGCAAACCGUGUGUCGUGGCGGAUCGCGAGUGCUCUGCGGAGGAACACAAACCUUUUGAACCUGGCAGUUAGGUUCCUUGCAGGGCAGAGGCUAGACGGACAAGCUGCUAGAGCAUUUGAGACGCUCCGAACGAAACCAUCGCUCCUGCCGCAUCUGAAGGUGAAUGGGCAAAGUGACGAGGAUGCGAGGUCUGCAGUUGUCUCAGCACAGCAUUACAUCAGUUCAAACUACCUACGUCUUGCCGGUGUUGUGCAACAUGGUGUCGUCUGUCAUCCCUCUACUAGCACACAGCUUGAUGCUCUAAACCAUGAUUGUUGGUGCGCAGUCACACGCUACCUAAGUUUGUCAGAUGUCAUUCCUUCAGAGUCAAGCACCACUUCAGUCAGUUGGGCUCAGGAAAAAAAAGAUUAUGAGUAAAUGUGUUGACUCCUUUUGCAAACCUGCAGAUCUUGCAGUUCUUGUAUUGUAGUGUAUAUUUUUUGUAACAACUGUCAGUUUCUGAAAAGAAAGAACUGUUGCCGAUCAGAUGUCAUCAUCAGCUCACAACUGGCACAGUGCCAAAAUUUCUGAGGCCUACGUUGUUGUUGCUUCCAGUAUGCAGUACCAGAUUCAGUUUCUCCAAGUCAUAUCCAAGCAGUGUUGUACUGAAUGCUAGCCACACAAAACACUCACUGAUGUACAACAGAGAACUGGUGCGAGACAGCUUUUAGGUAAAGGUAUUGCAAAUAAUUUUCUGCCAGAGUAUUACUGUACUGAAACAGUUAACUAAAAAGAGUGCGCUUGUGUCGUUUGAGUGCUACGAAGGUUAGAAAAACUUUCUGACUACUAAGUUUUCCUCGAGUUGUUCGUUGCACAGGGUGACAGUAAUGCUCACCGCUGCCAUGCAAUGCUCAAGCCUGUGAUAAUGCACAAAGCGAAGUGAACCUGUUACUUUGCCCAUUCUCACAGUUCCACGUGUAGUAUGGUAUACACAUCUUUACACCUUUAGCCAUUUGUACAGAGCCAUCCCCGUAAGCUUGUGCUGGACGAUGUCUGUAGGAUAAUUGAAAAGACAACUUUUCAAAAAAUAUGCGGGUGCUUGCAAGAUACAGCUACUUGUUGCUUACAGCAGUGCUUCCCAUUUGUUCUUGAUGUACAGCCAAUGCAAUAAAUUAUUUGUUACAUUA
Messenger RNA from Dermacentor andersoni, 3410 nucleotides. RefSeq lists its product as uncharacterized. The record is from RefSeq and is a predicted model, not a curated record. Lineage: Eukaryota; Metazoa; Arthropoda; Arachnida; Ixodida; Ixodidae.